AUGCAGGCAUGGCGAAUGGUUGAGGAUGCUACAAACCAUUUAUCAAAAAUUUCAAGAGACUUUUCAGGAGUCUGUGGAUCUGCAACAACUUUCAUUGAUCACCUGAAUGAAAAACUAGCUGCAGAGGACAUUGCCAUCAGUAAAUCUUUCACAGAACUCCAAUCAACAAGAUGUGUAGUUCCUGCAAAUCAACAACACAGCUUUGAAGUUUCAUGCUACAAUGUCAUCUGUGAUAAAGUUUUGGAAAGUAUGAGAACCAGGUUUGCCACUCAUGGCAAACUUUACAUGCAGAUUUCAUGUUUUGACCCAAAUCGGUUUGAGGAAAUACUGGCUUCUCCUGAAAAAAUAAAGUUUGAUGCCAUUUCUACAGCUGUUCCUGAAAUUGAUGGCCCUGUUCUUCGUGAAGAAUUGAUUUCAUUUGCAUCAAGUUACAGAAAUCUCUCCAGAGGACUGUUUGAUAGUGAUGAUGAAACAUUGAGCUCUGCUGGAGAGGAAGAACCUGACUUCUCUGACUCUGAGCCAUCAGCUUGUAAGCCUUCUAUGAAAAAACUCUGCUGCCAAAAAUGCAUGUCCUGUGCAUUUAAGCUGCUUUUUCAGUACAGAUUAUGUUCAUCGGCCUAUGAAAAUCUUUAUAUGGCAUACAAGUACUUGAUCACUCUAAGCACCACACAAUGCUCCUGUGAACGGUGUUUUUCAAAGUUGAAAAUUCUAAAAUCAAGACUUAGAUCAACGCUUACUCAGCAAAACCUGGAGACAUUGAUGCUUAUUGCAAUAGAGAAAGAAGUUUCUUUAAGCAUAAAGAGAGACAAAGAGAAAAUCAUAGACCGUUUUGGCAAGACAUCUGCUGAACUCCACUCUCUGCUUCUCUUUUAA
This is a messenger RNA of Pelobates cultripes (western spadefoot toad), 873 nucleotides long. NCBI's taxonomy places the organism in Eukaryota, Metazoa, Chordata, Amphibia, Anura, Pelobatidae. The record is from the annotation of a GenBank genome assembly.